Podospora anserina S mat+ is the source of this 642-nucleotide messenger RNA. RefSeq lists its product as uncharacterized. The record is from RefSeq and is a predicted model, not a curated record. Lineage: Eukaryota; Fungi; Ascomycota; Sordariomycetes; Sordariales; Podosporaceae. The transcript has a single exon. Bases 1 to 642 code for a protein of 213 amino acids.
AUGAAGCUCUCCAUUCUCCCCCUCGUGGCUGGCCUUGCCACGGCCUCUCCGGUUCUCGUUGAUCCCCUCGCCGACACCCCGUCUGGCCAUGAGGUUUCCAUCGUUGGCCUCGCCUUUGCCGGCUCCGGUUGCCCUGCUGGUACAGUCUCGGGCCAGCUCUCUUCUGACCUGACCACCAUCACGCUGCUGUACGCCAACUUUGUUGCGCAAGCCGGGCAGGGCAUCAGCGCGUCCAACUACCGCAAGAACUGCCAGCUCAACGUCAAGAUCAAGUACCCCCAGGGCUACCAGUUCUCCGUCUUCAAGGCCGACUACCGCGGGUACGCUCAGAUCCCCGCCGGAGACACGGGCACCUGCAAGGCCACCUACUACUUCUCGGGCGACUCCAAGCAGGUCAGUCAGGCCCCUCAUGCUCUGCUCACGAACGAACCGAGAUCGAUGCUAACCAUCAACACCACCACCCGCAGAUCACCUCGACCCUCACGCUCAAGGGCCCCUACGACGACAACUACCUCAAGACGGACACCUUUGGCGUCGAGUCGACCGUCUGGUCCCCCUGCGGGCUGGAGGGGCUCCUCAACAUCAACUCCGAGGUGCGGCUGUCGCCCAUGGACGCGGUCAAGCCCGCCCUCCUUACGGUAA